AUGGCUCGAUACCCUUCAUUGCCCAUCCAACAGUCCCGGCCGGUGCACUCCACCCCGCCGGCGCACCUGAACCACGCCUCGCCUGCUGAUGCCAACUACGAUACCGCCAACCCGUCAUACAUCCGCAAGUACCUGCGCACAUACGGACUCACGCCUCCUCGCGCGGAGGGCUACGAAACUCAGAAGACCCGCUGCCUCGCCCAAUUGGGUCUGAAGAACACCCCCAUCGAGAAAUUCCUCUACCUCAGCACCCUGCGCAAGAACAAUGUGCACCUGUUCUACCGUCUGGUGACUGACCACCUCAGGGAGAUGACUCCCCUCAUCUAUACCCCAGUUGUCGGCGAAGCUUGCCAACGUUGGUCCGAGAUCUACCAGCAGCCAGAGGGCAUGUACCUUAGCUGGGAAGAUCGCGGCAAUCUGGCCUCGGUCAUCGCCAAUUGGCCCCAGCCCUCCGUCGAGAUCACAUGUAUCACCGACGGUUCUCGUAUUCUCGGCCUGGGUGACCUGGGCAUCAACGGCAUGGGUAUUCCCAUCGGAAAGUUGGCCCUCUAUACCGCGUGUGCCGGUAUUCGUCCCGAGGCUACUCUGCCUCUGACCCUCGACUUGGGUACCAGCAACAAGGCCCUCCGGGAAGACCCGUUGUACAUGGGUAGCCGUCGUGACAAGAUCUCCCCCGAGGAGGAGCGGGAGUUCUUGGAUGAGCUCAUGACCGCUCUCACUGAGCGCUGGCCCGGUAUCGUCAUCCAGUUCGAGGAUUUCAAGAACCCCUUCCCCGCCCUGGAGCGCUACCGCGACAGCUUCACCUGCUUCAACGAUGACAUCCAGGGUACUGGUGCCGUCAUCCUGGGUGGUGUCAUCAACGCCGUCAAGCGUUCCGGUCUCCCCUGCAAGGACCACCGCGCCGUCUUCUUCGGUGCCGGCAGCGCCGGUGUCGGUGUCGCCCGCCAGAUCGUCGAGUUCUUCAUGCGCGAGGGCAUGACCGAGGAUGAGGCCCGCAACUGCUUCUACCUCGUCGACACCAAGGGUCUCGUGACCGCGGACCGCGGUGACAAGCUCGCCGACCACAAGGUCUACUUCGCCCGCCGCGACAACGAGGGCGCCCAGUUCAAGACCCUCGAGGAGGUCGUCGACCACGUCAAGCCCUCCAUCCUGAUGGGUCUCUCCACCAUGGGUGGUGUCUUCACCCCCGAGAUCCUCCGCAAGAUGGCCGACUGGAACACCGCUCCUCUGAUCUUCCCCCUCUCCAACCCCUCCCACAAGUCCGAGUGUGACUUCGAGACCGCCAUCAAGAACACCGACGGCCGCUGCCUCUUCGCCUCCGGCUCCCCCUUCCCCAACUGCACCUUCACCAACUCCGCCGGCGAGACCCGCACCUACUACCCCGGCCAGGGUAACAACAUGUACGUCUUCCCCGGUAUCGGUCUCGGCAGCAUCCUGUCCAAGGCCGUCCGCGUCACCGACAGCAUGAUCUACGCCUCCGGCGAGUCUCUCUCCUCCGCCCUGACCGGCGAGGAGCUCGAGCGCAACCUUCUCUACCCGGACAUCACUCGCAUUCGCGAGGUCUCCAUCGUCGUCACCCGCAAGGUCAUCCGCGCCGCCCAAGAAGACAAGGUUGAUCGCGAGAUCGCCCUCCGCUCUCUCUCCGACGUCGAGCUCGACAACUGGAUCCGUGCCCGCAUGUACGAUCCCCACACCGAGGUUCGCGCUCUCGAGCGUGAGGUUGGCCACCUCCUGUCCAGCCUGGGCACUGUCUCCCCCCCUCUGACUGUCAACGGCUCUCCCACUGAGGAGAAGAACGGUGCCAAGUUGUAA
This is a messenger RNA of Penicillium olsonii, 1812 nucleotides long. NCBI's taxonomy places the organism in Eukaryota, Fungi, Ascomycota, Eurotiomycetes, Eurotiales, Aspergillaceae. The record is from the annotation of a GenBank genome assembly.